GUUGGUGGGAGCUCGAAGCGCUUCUACCGGAGGGUACAGACCUUGAGAUUCUCUUCAGCCACUACGAUAUCGAAUACAAAGAGGCAGAUUCUGAGGACAGGCUCUUCUUCGACAUCAUUGCAACUUCAUGGCCUUCUGCCGAACGCUUCUUGCAGAGGUGUCGUGAUGAAGGUCGCAAGGUCUUGGUGAAUUGCCAAGCUGGCCACAAUAGGCAGCGGCUCCGGGGGACGGUGCUCUCCAACCACGGCUUCCGCCUGCAGCUGGUGCGCUUGGCCCUGCAGCUGGGGAAGCUGGGAGGAGUCAAGUACGGUCACAACUCCAAAGACUUCGAAAGACAGCCUAUCAAGAAGGCCCUGAAAGAAGCCUCACUGAUUGAGCGGAAUUCGAAGUCAGUGAUCUCCGAUGAAGUGAGUGGUCUCGUCAGCCAGCGCAAACUGUCCCUUGAACUCGUUGCCUGCCUGACGCACUGGAACAAGAACUUUCUCGACCACUACGAGUACACAGCAGAUCCGCCGGUGGUAGUUGGCCGUGGCUUUAGUGGAGAUGUGGUGCUGUGUCAAAGGCGCAAUGCACGAGAUUUUGGAGGUCGACCACAAAACAGCCUGCGCUGUGUGAAGCGCUUCAACUUGACAUCCAUGAAGCCGGAUCAUUUAGAGAAGCUGAAGAACGAGGCAGUCAUCUACCUUUCGCUGGAACAUCCCCACAUCGCACGGCUCUUUGAUGUCUACGAAGAUGAUGAGGAGCUAAGCUUGGUCAUGCAAUACUGUGGAGGUGGUACGCUUCAAGACGUCCUAAGGAGCAAGGGGCCAUUUCCUGAGCCAGACUUCAAGCAAGCUGCUGUCCAGAUGCUACGGGUUCUGAACUACGUGCACCGAGCUGGCAUCGUGCAUCGAGACAUCAAGCCGCGGAACUGGGUCUACGAGGCUGAGCGUAACAUCCUAAAGCUCAUUGACUUUGGCUUUUCCGCCAAGUGCUUGAUGCUCCACGAAGGACGUGGGGCCAAGAUCGAGGGAAGUGCCCAGCUGAAGGGCUGUCUUGGAACACUGGGCUACUUGGCGCCGGAGGUCAUUAGCAGCGCAGCCUCCUCGGAGGCGUAUAGCGAGAAGUGCGACAUCUGGUCUCUGGGAGUGGUCCUCUUAGAGCUGCUCCGCGGUGUCUGCGUGUUUGAACGAGAGAGGGGCGGCUGCGAUGGCUACACGGAAGAGGUGAUUCUCCGAGAGAUCCAGGAUGUGAGUUCGCAGGACAUCGCCAAGCAUCUCGAUCUCGUUCCGUCCAAUGCACGCACGUUUUUGGCGCGCCUGCUGACGAAAGAGCCCAGCUCACGACCCUCUGCUCAAGACCUGCUUGAGGCGACGCCCUGGUGCGACGGAAGCACCGACACCGCAGCGAAAGCGUCGUCGCCAGGAUUGCGGCCAUGCGAAGAUCCGGAUGUUGUGAUCAUUUCCGAGCGCUGCGUUGAGACAGUGCCUUGUGAGAUUUGUGGCCAAAGUGUUCCCUUCGACUCGUUCCUGCAGCAUAUGUCCACUCACCAGCAGGGUGAUGCCUUGGAUGCACCAGAGCAGCUUCGCAGGCCGGACGCAGAGAUCGACGCGGGAAUUGAGUGUGAGGUUUGUGGAAGGCUGGUGGACUUCGAUGAUUUCGCCGAGCACAUGGAGGGGCACCGAGAAGCCGCCAGCUCUUCCUCGCAGAGGAGCGGAGACAUGAAGUCCUGCGAG
Molecule: messenger RNA, 1715 nt
Organism: Symbiodinium sp. CCMP2456
Lineage: Eukaryota; Dinophyceae; Suessiales; Symbiodiniaceae
Source: the annotation of a GenBank genome assembly